UCGUUGUAAUAUGUAAAAUUGGAAAGUUCAUGAUCCCUCCAUGUUGUUCUAAAAACUUCCUUUAACAAAUUCCUGUUGCCAAUUAUAUAUGAUAUGAUGACUGAUCCAUCUGAAAUUGGGCAUUUUGAAUUCACUCUCUAUAAAUUAUAUCCAGUGCUGUUCCAUCAUCUGAUUUCUCCAAACAUUUCCAUUACUUAUUUUCUGAAUCCAUUUCAUCUCUGAAAAUUUCUGUUAAGGAGAUUAAGAUUCAAAAAUGUUAAAGAAUUAUCCAAAUGUAAGCAAGGAAUACCAACAAGCAGUGGAGAAAUGUAGGAGAAAGCUUCGAGCUCUUAUCCAAGAAAAACAAUGUGCUCCUAUUAUUCUUCGUUUGGCAUGGCAUGCAGCAGGGACAUAUGACAUGCAUUCAAAAACAGGAGGGCCAUUUGGGACAAUAAAGAACCAACAAGAGCUAGCUCAUUCUGCCAAUAACGGUCUGGAUAUUGCUGUCAGACUUCUGGAGCCUAUCAAACAGCAAUUCCCUAUUUUAAGCUAUGCGGACUUCUACCAGCUGGCUGGAGUUGUUGCAGUGGAAAUCACAGGAGGGCCUGAGAUCCCUUUUCACCCUGGGAGACCUGACAAAACUGAAUCACCACCGGAGGGCCGUUUGCCAGAUGCACAGAAAGGUGCUGAUCAUUUGAGGGAAGUAUUCUAUCGGAUGGGUCUGUCCGAUAAGGAUAUUGUCGCUCUAUCUGGUGGUCACACUUUGGGGAGGUGUCAUAAGGAGAGAUCGGGUUUUGAAGGAGCUUGGACGUCUAAUCCUCUAAUCUUCGACAACUCCUAUUUCAAGGAGCUCCUCAGUGGAGAAAAGGAAGGUCUAAUUCAGCUGCCAUCGGACAAAGCACUCCUUGACGAUCCAUCAUUCCGUCCCUAUGUUGAAAAAUACGCGCAAGACGAGGAUGCCUUCUUUGCUGACUAUGUCGAAGCCCAUCUCAAGCUUUCCGAGCUUGGAUUCGCGGAUGAGGUGUGACGACAAAGAUGAACUCAAACUCUUACUCCGGUUUAUUGUAUGAGCCGGUUCAUUGCUACUGCCUUCAAGUAAAUCUUAAAGAAUAAUCAAUGUAGAAGUAUUUCAAUGUGGUGUAUAAUAUGUAAAGUUUGUGUUUGAGUCUUGAAUUUUGAUUGCAUUGCUAAUAGCAUCAUUGUGUAUCAUUUUGGGACAUUAAUCUUGUGUUUGCAAACAAUAAAUAUGGUUGUGUGUUUGUGUCAUAUUCAUGUUUUGUAUUUAAGUCUGUUGCAA
Molecule: messenger RNA, 1276 nt
Organism: Amaranthus tricolor (Joseph's coat)
Lineage: Eukaryota; Viridiplantae; Streptophyta; Magnoliopsida; Caryophyllales; Amaranthaceae
Product: L-ascorbate peroxidase 2, cytosolic
Exons: 10
Coding region: 254-1006 (250 amino acids)
Biological process (GO): cellular response to oxidative stress; response to reactive oxygen species; hydrogen peroxide catabolic process
Molecular function (GO): peroxidase activity; heme binding
Source: RefSeq, a predicted model, not a curated record